UCGCGAAAGGGGAGUUGAAGCGACUAGCAUCUCGGCUACGUGCCUAUCGCAUCCUCUCACUUGAAACGUCGUAGAUUCUAGUCAAUAAAAUACCAACGCAUAAGUAAUGAUCGAGUGAAAAAAGUGUUCUCAGAUCAUCAGGCGUGUGCACUAUCGGUCAAAAGAAACGUUAAAUGAUACCCACGGAAUUUCUACCUGUGGAUAUUUAACAAUCAUGUUGUACGCGAAACGAUGGAGAAAUUUCCGCUGAAGGGUACGGUAACCUCGUCAACGGCAACCUCGUCCUUCGGCCCUGCACAGUUGAGCACAACGCCCACCAUGUAUCACUCUGUCGAUGCCAAGAACGGAAAUGGAGUAGAGGGCGGAAGUUUAAGCGACGCCCGUUUACGACCUACGGGCCUUACCAAUAGGGGAGCGAUAAUUAGUAGCGACGAAGACAUGCAGCAGGACGUUAAUCACCAUCACCACGGGACGUCCCAACUCUCUGGGAACAACGCCUAUCUCGACCGUAACGUCAGGCUAGACGAUGGAACGUCUCACUGUGGGAUUACUUUUUCUGGGAUGCAGGUUUCAGCAGACUCGGAUGACAUUCCCGGUAUCGGUCAGUACGAUGACUUUCACACUAUCGACUGGCAGCGCGAUAUCGCCAGGGAUCGUAUGCGUCAUCGGUAUAUCGUUAAAAAGAAGCAUGAUUCCAUGUGGGACUUGAUCAAGGGGGCCCAUGACGCCUGGUCGGGAUGGCUCUGCGUUUUAUUCGUUGGAUUAUUCACGGGGGUUGCCGCUGGUGUGAUAGACAUCGGUGCCUCGUGGAUGACCGAUCUCAAAUUUGGAAUAUGUCCUCAAGCCUUUUGGCUCAACAAAGAACAGUGCUGCUGGAGUUACAAUGAAACUACAUUCGACGGUGGAAAUUGUUCACAGUGGUGGACGUGGCCUGAAGUAUUCAGUCAAUCGAAGACUGGAGCCGGAUCAUACGUAAUCUCUUAUAUGUUUUACAUAGCCUGGGCUCUUUUAUUUGCUUCGUUGUCAGCCUCGUUAGUCAGAAUGUUUGCGCCUUAUGCCUGCGGCUCUGGUAUACCUGAGAUUAAAACCAUACUGAGUGGGUUCAUAAUCCGCGGGUACUUGGGAAAGUGGACAUUGAUAAUAAAAUCCGUCGGUCUCAUUUUGUCCGUAUCGGCAGGUCUCAGUUUGGGCAAGGAGGGACCCAUGGUCCACAUAGCAUGUUGCAUCGGAAACAUAUUUUCAUACUUGUUUCCAAAAUACGGAAGAAACGAAGCGAAAAAGCGUGAAAUUUUAUCCGCUGCCGCCGCUGCAGGUGUAUCGGUUGCCUUUGGCGCACCGAUUGGUGGUGUUUUGUUCAGUUUAGAAGAGGUCAGCUACUAUUUCCCGCUGAAGACACUAUGGCGUUCCUUCUUUUGUGCACUCAUAGCAGCUUUCGUAUUGAGAUCUAUAAAUCCGUUCGGCAAUGAACACUCGGUACUCUUUUUCGUAGAGUACAACAAACCGUGGAUAUUUUUCGAACUGGUUCCCUUCGUGAUGCUCGGUAUAAUGGGAGGUAUUAUUGCAACGUUAUUCAUUAAAGCAAAUCUGUACUGGUGUCGUUAUCGAAAAACAUCUAAACUUGGUCAAUAUCCUGUGACCGAGGUUUUGGUUGUGACUGUUGCUACGGCCAUUAUUGCUUAUCCAAAUCCUUACACACGAAUGAAUACCAGUCAGCUGAUUUACUUACUAUUCAGCCAGUGUGGAGUAUCUAAUGCUGAUAUGCUAUGCGACUACGACAGAAAUUUCACUGACGUCAAUUCUGCGAUUGAAAUAGCAGCUGCUGGUCCGAGAGUUUAUCAAGCAGUUUGGUUGUUGGUCUUAGCACUAAUUCUGAAACUGAUAAUGACCAUAUUUACAUUCGGUAUGAAAGUACCUUGCGGAUUAUUCAUCCCGUCACUUUGCCUGGGUGCGAUAAUGGGCCGCAUCGUAGGCAUCGGUAUGGAACAACUCGCAUACAAGUACCCUCACAUUUGGGUGUUCAGCGAGGAAUGUUCGACUGGCGUCGAUUGCAUAACGCCUGGCCUUUAUGCCAUGGUUGGGGCAGCUGCAGUCCUGGGCGGUGUUACAAGAAUGACAGUGUCCUUGGUUGUUAUCAUGUUUGAAUUAACAGGUGGGGUCAGGUACAUUGUUCCCUUAAUGGCAGCUGCUAUGGCAAGUAAAUGGGUCGGAGACGCGUUGGGUAAACAAGGCAUCUACGAUGCGCACAUCGGAUUGAACGGAUAUCCAUUCUUAGACAGUAAAGACGAAUUUCAACAUACGAGUUUGGCAGCGGACGUCAUGCAGCCAAAGCGCAACGAAGCUCUGAACGUCCUGACUCAAGACUCUAUGACAGUCGACGACGUUGACACUUUACUUAAAGAAACUGAACACAAUGGUUUUCCAGUCAUUGUUUCAAGAGAAUCGCAAUACUUGGUAGGCUUUGUGCUACGCAGGGACUUGAAUCUCGCCAUAGCCAAUGCAAGACGGCUAAUGGAGGGAAUAACUGGACAGUCUCUUGUCAUUUUCACAAGCGGUAGUAAUGUUCAGACGCAUGGUCCACCCCCACUAAAAUUGAAGAAGAUAUUAGAUAUGGCGCCGAUCACUAUCACCGAUCAAACGCCGAUGGAAACCGUCGUCGACAUGUUCCGUAAACUGGGACUCAGGCAAACGCUCGUCACGCAUAACGGGCGGCUUCUAGGCGUUAUAACAAAGAAGGAUGUCUUAAGACAUGUCAAGCAACUUGACAACGAAGAUCCGAGCUCUGUUCUGUUCAAUUAAAUUGUAAUUAAUUAAAUCGCGAAAUUCUUAAACCUUA
This is a messenger RNA of Neodiprion fabricii, 2833 nucleotides long. RefSeq names its product H(+)/Cl(-) exchange transporter 3 (gene ClC-c). Gene Ontology annotation, molecular function: voltage-gated chloride channel activity. The record is from RefSeq and is a predicted model, not a curated record. NCBI's taxonomy places the organism in Eukaryota, Metazoa, Arthropoda, Insecta, Hymenoptera, Diprionidae. The coding region runs from base 232 to 2796 and encodes 854 amino acids. Gene Ontology annotation, biological process: chloride transport; transmembrane transport. Gene Ontology annotation, cellular component: Golgi apparatus; synaptic vesicle; early endosome. The transcript has 13 exons.